Zophobas morio is the source of this 3034-nucleotide messenger RNA. RefSeq names its product Inositol 1,4,5-triphosphate kinase 2 (gene IP3K2). The transcript has 8 exons. Bases 437 to 2611 code for a protein of 724 amino acids. Gene Ontology annotation, cellular component: cytoplasm; nucleus. The record is from RefSeq and is a predicted model, not a curated record. Lineage: Eukaryota; Metazoa; Arthropoda; Insecta; Coleoptera; Tenebrionidae. Gene Ontology annotation, biological process: inositol phosphate biosynthetic process. Gene Ontology annotation, molecular function: inositol tetrakisphosphate kinase activity; inositol-1,4,5-trisphosphate 3-kinase activity.
GUUGGUGUAGAACGUUCUGUGAAAGUCUGCGCGAUUUCUCAACUGCAACGUGACCGUGUGAUACACCUACCCUCUCCCGCCAUGUACUCGAUACAAAAAUAGUCAAAAGGACUAAAUCCGGAUGACUUCGAGCAGAUGAUUCAUGGAGUGUACACGGACUUUUAACAAGUUUAUGCAAAGAUCUUCACGGUGGCUGCUUGUCAGCAAAAAAUCUACAACAAGCGACUUAUUUACCUGAUGCCUGCGUUAAAUCGUAUUUGUUUUUACUUAAGAACCGUAGAUUGUCUAUAGUUUUUGCGAUUCUUCUUGAAAAACAUGCAACAUAAAUUAAACCCGAGGUACUUACGAAACGGUACUGACGUCAAUCCUAAACGACUUAAUGUAAUUGACCUAAGAAGAGCAAAGUUUGUCGGCCCAUUCUUUUAGCUUCUGUGCUAUGGCCACGCUCCGAGACCAGAUGACAUUUGGAGGCCUUGUUAGUUUCAGUGGUUUUUGGAGCCGCCGCGUGGAUGAGGGUGCAACUUCCCCGCCUUGGCUAAUUAACGGGGUGGAGACCGCGCAAAGCACACCCCUUGGUUCAAAACACCACUUCGAAGAGCUCGUAAGGGAUGAAAUUAUGGCUGGCGAAGACCUGCGCGAAAUCAUACGACUAAAAGCGGAGCGCCAUAAAGAAUACUAUAAAAGUCUUACAGGAAACGAUAACGAGAGCAGCUUCAGUUCAUCGAGCGUUGCAGAGAUGGCGCACCAGGUAACAAACAGUGAAGAGGUAACCGAGGACGGUGGUUUAAACGAUCGCCCGAAGAGACAGAGGCGGACGGGGGUGUACGAGUUCAAGAAGUACCAAGACGGUACGAUUUUUAAAAGCGUGAAGCUGUUGAGGGAGAAUUACAUGGCGAUGCUGCAGAAGACUAUGGAGAGCUUCAAGAAGGAAGAAAAGCGGAAGGAGCAGGACGAUUCGCUGUUGUUGCCGCCGACCAGCGGCUACAGCACCGGGGCCAGUGACGACGAGAAGGACAGGAACUGGGAGAACGAGAACAAGGUACAGCGAUGCGGAAGCAGCGACUCUGCCAUGGGGCACAGCGAGGACGAAUUGACCUGGAGAGAGAAGAAAGAGACAGACUGCGAGCCCUAUAGGCAUACCGAGACGAUAAAAAGCCCGUACAGCCCACGAGGGUCCAUCGACCACGAUAACGUCCCCAGUCGCACCCUUAUCGAGUCGCAAUUCGUUCCAUUCCCUAUGGACCGGAAGUUCAGUGAUUGUGUUAGUGAUAGUGACUAUCGGAAUGACAGUCGUAGACAGAGCUGUUUUACAGACGACGGCGAGGAGCCCAGGUACCGGUACUGGAGAACUCCUUCGGUGGUAGUGAGCGAUUAUUCUGACGACAUCAUGGGCUUGACCCUCGAGGACAUAGAGUACAUCCGGAGCCAAAGAAAAGAGAAUUCGUCUCCAGAUUCUAGUCUUCACAGCUCCUGCAGCAACCUGAACUACUGCGGGUCCACGAUAAGCAGCUUGGAGUCGGAGUACGUCCUUAAGAAGCCGUACAGGAAGUCCUCUAAUUGCUCCACAUGCUCGACCCUCAGCGAUGACGAGGGAGAUAAUUUGCUACCAGUCAAAAAAGAGCCAUCUGGAUGGCGAAAAUUACGCAACAUUGUCCAGUGGACCCCCUUCUUUCAAACGUACAAAAAACAAAGGUAUCCAUGGGUACAACUCGCAGGCCACCAGGGCAACUUCAAAGCGGGACCUGACCAAGGAACGAUACUCAAGAAACUAUGCCCCAAAGAAGAAAAGUGUUUUAAAGUAUUAAUGAAGGAUGUAUUAAGACCGUAUGUUCCCGAGUACAAGGGCUUGGUAGCGAGUGACGAUGGUGAAUGUUCGUAUAUUCAACUGCAAGACUUACUGGGCGAUUUUGUGUCUCCGUGUGUUAUGGAUUGUAAAAUUGGUGUGAGGACGUAUCUAGAAGAGGAAUUAGCCAAAGCUAAGGAGAAGCCUAAAUUACGGAAAGACAUGUAUGAAAAAAUGUGUCAGAUUGAUUCGAAUGCACCAACUGAAGAAGAACACAGGCUGAAAGGAGUAACCAAACCUCGAUAUAUGGUGUGGAGGGAAACAAUCUCAUCGACAGCGACUUUAGGGUUUCGAAUAGAAGGUAUUCGGAAGGCAGAUGGUACUUCAAGCAAAGAUUUCAAAACAACGAAGUCGAAGGAACAAAUAACGAAGGCUUUUCAAGAUUUUACGGACGGUUUUCCACACGCUGUGCCUAAAUAUAUUCAAAGAUUGAAAGCUGUUAAAGCUACUCUGGAAACGUCUCAGUUUUUCAGUAAUCACGAGGUUAUUGGAAGUUCUUUGUUGUUCGUUCACGAUCGGUACAACGCCAAUGUGUGGUUGAUUGACUUUGCCAAAACUAUUAAAUUACCAGAGGACGUAAAAAUCACACAUGGUUCUAAAUGGAAGGUGGGGAACCAUGAAGAUGGUUAUCUUAUAGGUGUAAACAAUCUCAUUUCGAUAUUUAUGACCAUGUUGGAACAACAACCUGUUGCUAUUUCACCGCCUUUGACACUUCCAGAUCCACCUGAAAUUGUCGAACGACCGAAAGAAAACGAAGAAAAUACCUGACUGGAGGAUCUCAUUGAAGAAAAAUAUAGGUUGCGAUUCUUGAGCUAGUCGAGAAUUUUUGUUAAUAAUUGACGGUUAUCUUAAUUGUAAAUGUAUGAAAUGGUAUUAUUUAUUUUUAAUUUAUAUAAUUUUAGUUGUUGAGAGUUGCCACAAUGUAUUGCAUUUUUUACUGUAAUAAUUAUUACCAUUUGCAAUAAGAUAAUGUCGUUUAAGCAAUGACACAAUGCACUGAUGUACGUACCUACGAUAAUGAUUCGUAAAUCCUGUUUAGAUUGGGAUUUUGACCCAAUAACGUAUAGUGUAACUUCCUUUGUAAAUGACCCCAAGAGUUAGUCUAAGACUCUUUUAGGCUUAUUGAUUAUUCAUUGUUUUCACAAUCAUAUAUUUUCAUACUUACAUACAAAAUAUAUUACUAUAUACGUA